GGCCCGGGCUGGAGGCGGAGGCGGCGGUGCGGGUGUGAUGGAGAAGGCGGGCUCUACAGGGAAGUGCGUCAGAGGAGGCGCGGGGAGAGUAGGGUGCUGUGGUCUGAGCUGGAGGGUGAAGCCGGCCGAGCAAGAGGAUGGGCGAGCAGUCUGAAUGCCAGAAUGGAUAACCGUUUUGCUACAGCAUUUGUAAUUGCUUGUGUGCUUAGCCUAAUUUCCACCAUCUACAUGGCUGCCUCAAUUGGCACAGACUUCUGGUAUGAAUAUCGAAGUCCAGUUCAAGAAAAUGCCAGCGAUUUAAACAAAAGCAUGUGGGAAGACUUCAUUAGUGAAGAGGCAGAUGAAAAGACUUACAAUGAUGCACUUUUCCGAUAUAAUGGGACAGUAGGAUUGUGGAGACGGUGUAUCACCAUACCCAAAAACACACAUUGGUAUAGCCCACCAGAAAGGACAGAGUCAUUUGAUGUGGUCACAAAAUGCAUGAGUUUCACACUAAAUGAGCAGUUCAUGGAGAAAUUUGUUGAUCCCGGAAACCACAAUAGUGGAAUUGAUCUACUUCGGACCUAUCUUUGGCGUUGCCAGUUCCUUUUACCUUUUGUUAGUCUAGGUUUGAUGUGCUUUGGGGCUUUGAUUGGACUUUGUGCUUGUAUCUGCCGAAGCUUGUAUCCCACCAUUGCCACGGGCGUUCUCCAUCUCCUUGCAGGUCUGUGUACACUGGGUUCAGUAAGUUGUUAUGUUGCUGGAAUUGAACUACUCCACCAGAAACUAGAGCUGCCUGAGAAUGUGUCCGGUGAAUUUGGAUGGUCCUUCUGCCUGGCUUGCGUCUCAGCUCCCCUGCAGUUCAUGGCUUCUGCGCUCUUCAUUUGGGCUGCUCACACCAACCGGAAAGAGUACACCUUAAUGAAGGCAUAUCGUGUGGCAUGAGCAGGAAGCUGCCUGCUUUACAAUUGCCAUUUUUAUGACUUUUUAAUAUUAAUAUUUUCACUUGCUUCCCUCCCGUUUGCUUUCAAUUUUUAAUUUUUUUUUUUGUGGAGAUACCAUUUUAUUUUGAAAAUCCAUUUUAUUUAUACACUCAUACCACUAAAUCCACACUUAAUACCACUAAAAUUGAUGUGGUUUACUCUGAGUGAUUAUAUCUUUCUAAUCUAGAUUCAGAGUCUAGAUAGAAAAGGAUAGAGAGUUGGCACAAAUUUUGAAAGAAAAUUGGCAGGAGGAAAUUGACCCAAAACAAGUUCCACUAGUGUCUGUUAAACUUUUCAGUAAAAGUAAAGUAACUGUAUCUGUUCAACUAGAAACUAUUUAGUUUCUUUUGGGAAACCUGUUAUCAUUGUCAAAACUCCAUGUUCACUUUGCUGUUGUAGGUAGCCAGUCAGCUAGCAGUAUUAAUGCUAUUUUCAAAGAUUUAACCUCUAUAAAUUGGGAUAUUAUCUAAGAUCCUUUUCCUUAAACAUUGGCACAUAGCUUCAGCUGAGGUGAAAUAUGGCAGCUCUUUAUAUCUACACUGUGUCUGUCUACAAGAAAAACAGUGAAAAGUAGUGUUUACUUGAAAUUUUAACGUUGUAACUGCAGGAAUUCCAGUUCAACCAGACAAGAGGGUUAAUCUUAUUUUAUUUUCCUUUUUUUUUUUUUUAAACUCAAUAGGAUUUUCAGUACCACCAAAUCAUUUUGGGUUUGCUCUCUUUCCCUCUUUACACACCAGGCUUAUUAAAAUAGUGCUUUCUUUUUAAUAUUACAUUAGGGUUACAGAGUAAAAUUCCCCAAUUGCUAUCUCUUUAUUCCACCUAAAUACUAUAAAGAAGGUUUCACCAUCAUAACCCUCCAGAGCUGGGAAAACCACCACAAGAUCUAAAGCUUUGGCUGUCCAUUAAUCUCCAACUAUGGUCUUUAUUUCUUGUGGUGAAAUGAUGUGCCUUUCCUUGCCUAAAUCCCUUGCAGGUGUGUAUCAACAACAUUAUUUAAUGUCUUCUAAUUCAGUCAUUUUUUUUAUAAAUAUGUCUUUAAACAUUGAGCUUUAAAAAAUCUUAUUUAUUUAUUCCAUUACUGUAGCAAUUGACAGAUUUUAAAAAAAUGUAACAGUAAUUUCUUACCAUAUCCUAAGUCUGUCUUUU
Messenger RNA from Cynocephalus volans (Philippine flying lemur), 2108 nucleotides. RefSeq names its product claudin domain containing 1 (gene CLDND1). The transcript is spliced from 5 exons. Bases 163 to 924 code for a protein of 253 amino acids. NCBI's taxonomy places the organism in Eukaryota, Metazoa, Chordata, Mammalia, Dermoptera, Cynocephalidae. Gene Ontology annotation, cellular component: membrane. The record is from RefSeq and is a predicted model, not a curated record.